CACGACCUUGUCCUACCCCAGUGGUAUAUGGCUGUCCGGUACUAGUCUAUGGUGUUUUUGGAUUAACUGAACCGUCUGAAAGCAAUGUUUUGUAAAUAUACAUGCAUAAAAAUGCCUACAAAUUAUUUGUGUUAAAAUAUUAUAAUAGCUUGACAAUGUACUGUAAACAGAAGAUUGUAAUCAUGGCGUGGAGGAAUAUAAGCAGGCAGUGCGAGCCCCUGCUGAAGGCCGGCGGCCCCCGGAAUGCCCGGUGCUGCCACCUGGGCGUCCUGCGGAGACCUUGCCGCCCGGGCGUGGGCGCUCUGCGGCUCGCCAGCUCCUCCGCGGCGUUGCCACCCGUCCCGGAGCCCCCGCCCGUCCCCGAUGUGCCGGAGGCGGUGGCGGAGCUGGCUGUGGCCGCGGGGGAGCCGAGCUUCGCCAGCAUGGGCCUGGGCGGGUGGGGUCCUGUCGGCAUCGUGCAGAACUGUCUGGAGUACCUGCACGUCGACUGUGGCGUGCCCUGGUGGGCCUCCAUCGUCAUAGGGACCGUGGUGGUGAGGAUGGCUCUCUUCCCGCUGGUCAUCAAGGCCCAGAGGAAUGCGGCGAAGAUGAACAACUACAUGCCCCAGCUCCAGGUCCUGCAGAUGAAGAUGACGGAGGCCAGGGAGACCGGCAACCAGCUCGAAGCUGCUCGAUAUACUCAAGAAUUGGCACACUUCAUGAAGCAAAAAGGACUGAAUCCUUUUAAGAACAUGCUGGUACCCUUGGCUCAGGCACCGGUGUUCAUCUCGUUCUUCGUGGGCCUGCGUGGAAUGACCAACGUGCCGGUGGACAGCAUGAGGACGGGAGGUCUCUUCUGGUUCACCGACCUGACGGUGCCGGACCAGUACUUCAUCCUGCCGAUCAUCACAAGCGUCACCAUGUACCUCACCAUCGAGCUGGGCACAGAUGGAACCAAGCUGUCCACGUCCAACUUGCAGACCAUGCGCUACGUCUUGCGAGCUCUCCCAGUCUGCAUUCUGCCCUUCACCAUCAACUUCCCCGGGGCAAUUCUGUGUUACUGGACAUCAACAAACUUUAUUUCUUUAGUUCAAGUUUUAUUCUUGAAGAUUCCUGCAGUAAGAGAGUAUUUCAAGAUUGAUCCUUUAAUUCGCCACAACCCAGAUACACUGCCUGUUAAACCCAAAGGUUUUGUCGAAGGCAUAAAGGACACAUGGACUAACUCUAAAAUCGUGAAAGAGUUGGAAGAUAGGCGUAGAGUGGACGAGUUACAGUUUCAGCGUGCAGGAAGAGGUGCUGUCCAGAAAACAUACUCGUUUGACCCAACAAAACCAAGUCCGACUUUACCCAAAGGACAACUAGUUGUCAGUGCCAAGAAGAAAGAGUGAUUAUUUUGCUGGAAGAAUAGUAUGCGACUUUGGAACGACACUGAUAAACUUUUCAGCGUCACAACCUGAGAACUUUCUCAAACGUGCUUUCAUUCAGUGAGUUGAAACAUUGUAGCACUAAAAGAAAUUACACAUUUAUUUAUAAAAUG
Bacillus rossius redtenbacheri is the source of this 1516-nucleotide messenger RNA. It is a transcript of the gene OXA1L, whose product is annotated as mitochondrial inner membrane protein OXA1L. The record is from RefSeq and is a predicted model, not a curated record. The transcript has 7 exons. Gene Ontology annotation, cellular component: mitochondrial inner membrane. Lineage: Eukaryota; Metazoa; Arthropoda; Insecta; Phasmatodea; Bacillidae. Gene Ontology annotation, biological process: protein insertion into mitochondrial inner membrane from matrix. Bases 102 to 1367 code for a protein of 421 amino acids. Gene Ontology annotation, molecular function: membrane insertase activity.